This is a messenger RNA of Prionailurus viverrinus (fishing cat), 3547 nucleotides long. It is a transcript of the gene LRRC1, whose product is annotated as leucine rich repeat containing 1. The transcript is spliced from 14 exons. Gene Ontology annotation, biological process: neurotransmitter receptor transport, endosome to postsynaptic membrane; neurotransmitter receptor transport postsynaptic membrane to endosome. NCBI's taxonomy places the organism in Eukaryota, Metazoa, Chordata, Mammalia, Carnivora, Felidae. Gene Ontology annotation, cellular component: postsynaptic density; postsynaptic membrane; adherens junction. The record is from RefSeq and is a predicted model, not a curated record. Gene Ontology annotation, molecular function: protein binding. The coding region runs from base 538 to 2112 and encodes 524 amino acids.
AAAAUCAAAGUUGUUCUGCUCCCCUCAGGCCACCUCUCCUCUGCUUCAUCUUUACUCCAAGCUCCAUUGGAGUCAGGCUUCCUCAGAGAGACGAACGCUCCCGGAACCCCAGCCAGAGUUGGGGGACCGAGAGCGCCCGGCCCGCAGGUUUCGACCCUCUCCGACUCCAGGUCUCCGGGAAAACCCGGAGCGGAGCAUCCCCCGGGUCGGGAUACGCCCUCGCGCGCGCCCACUGGCGCGCAUGCUCAGUCGCGCGGUGGCCGCGAGUAGGAAGCUCCGCGCGGCAGUAGCGGCCGCGGCGGCGCGACUGGAAGGUGGGAGGGGACGCACCGGCUGGCGGGCGGGGGCGCUGGGACUCGGCUGGGGCUCCCGCCCGAGGUUCCUGGAAGCGUUUGGGACCGCGAACCCCGGCGCGAGGAGCAAGCGAGCACGGGAGCCAACGAGUGCGGACUGGGCAGCGGGCGGAGCGGAGCCGCCGGGCGGAGCGGGCUCAGAGCCCGGGUCUCCGCGGCUCGGGACCCGGCGGCGGGGGCGGCGAUGUUCCACUGCAUCCCCCUGUGGCGGUGCAACCGUCAUGUGGAGACGAUCGACAAGCGCCACUGCUCGCUGGUCUAUGUCCCCGAGGAGAUCUACCGCUACGCCCGCAGCCUGGAGGAACUGCUGCUGGACGCCAACCAGCUCCGCGAGCUGCCCGAGCAAUUUUUCCAGCUAGUCAAAUUACGAAAGCUUGGACUUAGUGAUAAUGAAAUUCAGCGGCUCCCUCCAGAAAUAGCAAACUUCAUGCAGCUGGUGGAACUUGAUGUGUCUCGGAAUGAUAUUCCUGAAAUUCCAGAAAGCAUCUCAUUCUGUAAAGCACUACAGAUAGCUGACUUCAGCGGAAAUCCACUGACGAGAUUGCCAGAAAGCUUUCCUGAAUUACAGAAUUUGACCUGUCUCUCUGUAAACGACAUCUCCCUGCAGUCCCUGCCUGAAAAUAUCGGCAAUCUUUAUAACCUGGCUUCCCUGGAACUGAGAGAGAAUCUUCUCACAUAUCUUCCUGACUCUCUUACCCAGCUGCGGAGACUAGAAGAACUUGAUUUAGGAAACAAUGAAAUAUAUAAUUUGCCAGAAUCAAUUGGAGCUCUCUUACAUCUAAAGGAUCUCUGGUUGGAUGGAAAUCAACUGUCAGAAUUACCUCAGGAAAUAGGAAAUCUGAAGAAUCUGCUGUGCUUAGAUGUCUCUGAAAACAGGUUGGAGAGACUUCCUGAAGAAAUCAGUGGCCUGACUUCGUUAACAGAUUUAGUCAUUUCCCAGAACUUACUAGAAAUGAUUCCGGAUGGCAUCGGAAAACUAAAGAAACUGUCUAUCUUGAAAGUGGAUCAGAACAGACUCACACAGUUGCCUGAAGCAGUUGGAGACUGUGAAAGCCUCACUGAAUUAGUUCUUACAGAAAACCGGCUCCUGACCUUACCUAAGAGCAUUGGAAAACUUAAGAAGUUGAGCAACUUGAAUGCAGACAGAAAUAAAUUAGUGUCUUUACCAAAAGAGAUUGGCGGGUGCUGCAGCCUCACCGUGUUCUGUGUGCGUGACAAUAGACUGACUCGGAUACCUGCAGAGGUGUCCCAGGCAACAGAGCUUCAUGUCCUAGAUGUGGCAGGGAACAGGCUAUUACAUCUGCCUUUAUCCCUGACCGCCUUGAAGCUGAAGGCUCUGUGGUUGUCGGACAACCAGUCCCAGCCUCUGCUCACGUUCCAGACGGACACAGAUCACGCCACAGGAGAGAAGAUUUUGACCUGUGUCUUGCUUCCUCAGCUGCCUUCUGAACCUACUUGCCAAGAGAACCUGCCUCGCUGUGGGGCUCUGGAAAGCUUGGUGAAUGAUGUCUCCGAUGAGGCCUGGAAUGAGCGUGCCGUGAACAGAGUCAGUGCAAUCCGAUUUUUGGAAGACGAGAAAGACGAAGAAGACAAUGAAACGAGAACACUUCUGAGGCGAGCCACUCCACACCCUGGGGAGCUAAAGAAUAUGAAAAAGACAGUGGAGAAUUUACGGAACGACCGGAAUGCUGCUAAAGGACUGGAUUCAAACAAGAACGAGGUCAAUCACACCAUUGACCGAGUGACCACUUCUGUAUAGAACUUCACCUGCAGGUUUUACCUCCCGUGUCUCCCCCUGCUGUUGAGAUGUUCCCGUGCCCUCCGGUGGAGCCUCACGCAGUCCUUUGUCUUCCCUGGAAGGCGGGGAGGCACGCGCCACCCCCAGGCCGCCUGCCGGGGUUGCUGCUCUGUCCACGGAUGUGCCUUACUGCGGUCCAGGCGCGCUUCCUUUCCUCCAGCUUCCAGUCGUUUGUCAUGAUAAGUAGAAUACACUACUGUAAACAUCUGACCUUUGGUGUUGUCUUAUGUUGGGGUCAGGGAGCACAGGAAGGGGAAUUGUUUUUGUCCUCCUCCCUCCUGUAAAGCGCCCGGGACAUUUUUCUCUUGGACCUACUGAUGAGAGAGAGUUUUAUGUACGGGGAAUAAUUGAUACUUUUUUAAAACCUUUUUUGGCAGCUCAGAUGGUGUAAAUUUUAAAAAAUUUUGUAUAGGUAUUUCAUAACAAAAAAAAAUGUGUAUUUCUUUUUCGUUAUUUUAUCAUGCAAACGGUACAUAUUUUAGUAUUUGUGCGGGAAGAAAAGCGCAAGAGUCCUAAAGUGUUUUCUCUUUUACCAUCCACUUGUGCCUUACUGUAUCCUGUGUCAUGUCAAACGAGUUGCACACAGCGACGUCCUCAAGCAGUCAGAUGAGACUAAGAAUGUGGUACUUUUAAAGCAGUGUUGGAUUUUAAUCAGUAAUCUACCUGGUGGAUUUGUUUUUAGCCAAAAAGAAGAGUUACCACCAAUUUGUAAAUUUUAUCAGUUGAAUUUUUUUUUUUUUAGAAAGAUGAACCAAAGGAUUAGACUGCUAAUAUUUCGUUUCUUAACACUUUUUAUGAAUGAGUCUCUUAGAAUGAGUACAGUGUCUGAUUGUACCUACUUGGAAGGUAUAUGCCAUUUGUAAAAUAAAAUCAGAAAAGCACAAAAGGAGAAAACUGGUUCAGGAAUCCAGUGAGUAAAUGAAUUAUGUACUGCAAAAGAAAGUAUGAUUUUUAUUGAAGAAAGCUUUAAAAGUUUUAUAUUGAGAUAUAAAACCACAAUAAAGCGAAAUAACCUACAACCAUAUUAGAAAUAUUGCUAUCUUUGUAAGUGCAAUUUAAUUUGUAAAUAGAGUUUGAGUCAAAAUAUAACAAAAUAUUGCUUCAAGUUUUAAUUUUAAGUCUGCUAAUUUAAGAGGUAUGGGGGUAUGUUUUGGUGCAUUUCUGUUGAUUUUUUUUUUUUUGUAUAAUGUGAUAAAAGAGAAAUGAAAAUGCCAGUUACUAUGAGGAAAAUCACGAUAUUGUUGGGUUUUUUUGUUUUCUCUCCAUGAAAUAAAAUCACCCUGGAAUUAACCAUACAACUCUUUAAACUUAUCACCUUGUAAUGUUCAGAUGAUGGCAAGUAGCUGCAUUCUUUGACAGUGUGUUCCCAUCCAUUAAAUAUCCAAACUACUGGUCA